Messenger RNA from Adineta steineri, 720 nucleotides. NCBI's taxonomy places the organism in Eukaryota, Metazoa, Rotifera, Eurotatoria, Adinetida, Adinetidae. The record is from the annotation of a GenBank genome assembly.
AUGCAGUCCCGUUUGGCAUGGGUCAGUGCUAUUGUUGCACUUCUUUUCGAGAUCAUAUUUGUGAAGUGUAUACUGUCAUAUGUAGUACUUACUAUCGGUGAUCCAUGUCCCGAUUACAAUGCCGACUGCUUUGGUCCAGCCAAUGGAAGCGUUCCUAAUGGUCCUUAUAAAUGUGCAAAAAAUCAAAAUGCAUCUUUUCCAUUCAGUCCAUCAGCACAUGUGGCUUGCUAUGGAUGGCGAUACAAUGAUGUAGAUGCUGGCGAUGUGAUUGAUGCCAUUGGUGUAAGUGGUGGAUUACUUGGUAUUGUCGCUUAUAUCAUACCCUUAGUUUAUCGUUUAACACAUUAUCGGAAUAGAUACUGGUGGAUAAGUUUCUUCUGGGGUAUAAUACCGUUAAGUGUGAUUGGCGUAUUUAUUUUUGUCAAUUUUCAGGUACGUCCGGAGGUACCUACACUGCUAACAAUUAUUUCUUUUGUAUUACUCCUAAUAAUGACAUGUGGUGGUUGGAUAUGGGCUGUUUAUACAUCGUUUGCAGAGAGCAGCGGAGCAAAUCGCAAUCGCUUGAAAAACUGUUGUACUAAAUUGGUUGGCUUAAAAUGCUGUCAAUACAUGCUUGGCUGGUGUAUAGAGCCAUAUGAACACUAUCCAUGGUGCUGUAUAGAUUGCUACAGAAGCGGCUCAUGUACCAAAAAACCAUUGACCAAGGAACAACAAUGUUGA